UGGGGGAGGGGAGCGCGGAGCCGACAGUUUCAGGGCAAAAAAGCAAAAGGCGGGCGCAGGGCUGCCUUCCGAGGCUCUCUUUGCUUGCAGUUCCUCCCGCUUUGCUGAAUUGGGAGUCGCGACCUCCGGCACAGAACUGCAAUAUGCUAACACCGUGAUGCGCUUCGAUUAUGUCUGGCUUCGAGACCACUGCCGCUCAGCAUCUUGCUACAACUCUAAGACUCACCAGCGCAGCCUAGACACUGCCACUGUGGAUUUAUGUAUCCAGCCAAAGACCAUUCGUCUGGAUGAGACCACAUUCUUUUUCACUUGGCCAGAUGGUCAUGUGACUAGAUAUGAUUUGGAUUGGCUGGUGAAAAACAGCUAUGAAGGGCAGAAACAAAAGGUCAUCCAGCCUAGAAUCUUAUGGAAUGCUGAAAUCUACCAGCAAGCCCAAGUUCCAUCUGUACAUUUCCAGAGCUUCUUAGAAACCAGGGAGGGACUGAAGAACUUUCUACAAAACUUUCUGCUCUAUGGAAUUGCUUUUGUAGAAAAUGUCCCUCCUAAUCAGGAACACACAGAGAAGUUGGCAGAAAGGAUCAGCUUGAUCAGAGAAACCAUCUAUGGGAGGAUGUGGUAUUUCACUUCAGACUUCUCCAGGGGUGACACUGCGUACACCAAGCUAGCUCUGGAUCGGCACACUGACACUACCUAUUUUCAAGAGCCCUGUGGGUACAACAACUAUGACCGGGCUGUCAUCAAUACCGUACCUUAUGAUGUUGUCCAUCGUUGGUAUACAGCACACCGGACUCACGAGUUGAGGAAACCUGAGAAUGAGUUUUGGGUCAAACUAAAGCCUGGCAGGGUGGGUCCCAAACUCGAAAGAUGUCAAGUCCUAUUUAUAGACAACUGGUGCGUCCUACAUGGCAGGGAAUCCUUCACUGGCUACCGCCAACUCUGUGGCUGCUCUUUAACAAGGGAUGAUGUAUUAAACACUGCUCAUCUCUUGGGUCUUCAGGCUUAAAAUUGACAGCAUUGAUAUUAUGAACACACGUGACAGCCUGGCUACCAGAAUUCAUAUCAGCAGAAUAAUAUUGGGUCAAUACCGACUUCAAAUUGUCUCCUUACCUCAUCACACAGAACAAAAGCUUCCCCUUUCUCUAAUAGGGAAAACCUUGGAGAGAGGCUUCUGAGAUAGCCAAUGUCAGCCAUCUAGUAUGGUAGCUUUCUUCCCCAAGUUAUAACAUGGACUCAUUUGGUUUUUGGACCUUUUGAUGUAAUUGUGGUCAAUCUGCUUCAGAAAUAUAAUCACCACAUUGAUAGAGAAACAAUAAUAGUCACUAGGUAAAAAUAUGUUUCAACGGGAUUUGUUAAAAAGAAAUGCAUUCUAGGAAUAACAGUCUUAAUAGGGCAGAGAUUUGCAACAUUUUUGGUCUUAAGACACCUAAUCAUUCUUAAAAAUUAUUGAGGACCCCAAAGAGUGCUUGGAUGUGGGUCGUAUCUAUUGCUACUAAUUGUAUGAGAUAUUAAAACUUAGAAAUGUUUAAAAUUUAAGGACAAAAAAGCACACAUCCAUCAGCUAUCAGAGAGAUGACAUCAUCACAUGUCAUGUAGCCUCUGGAAAAGUCUUCUGUACAUUCAUCAGAUAAUUCAAGUGAAAAAGGCAAUAUCAUCUUAAUGUUGUUAUUAAAAUUGUUUUUAAUACACAGACCCACUAAAUGGAUCUCAUGGACUGCUCCAGGUGUCUUUAGACCACACUUUGAGAACCAGUGUGCUAGAGGAUACCUUGGAACAGUGCUUUACAUAGGCCUAUGGAUUAAAGAGUUUAACUGGAACCCUAAAUUUUUCCUCUAUGGUCUCCUAGAACUACAGAUAUUGUAGGAAUUGCUUCAUAUCACAAACUCAGUGAUAAUGUGGGAACUGAAUACAGAGUGUUUUAUCUUGUGAGAAGAGUUAUCUCUAUCUAAGUCAUCUUUUGAGAAGUAAAACUAAGAAGUCACAAUAGCUCCUGUGAAACAAACCCAUCAGUUUGGUAAUUCUGUGAGGGAUAAUUGCAGAAAUUUUUUAGACGUUUCUGAGGUUCCAUAUAGUAAUUCACAUGCACAUGCGUGUGUGCAUACACACAAAACACAACAGAGGGUACAGAGGGUUAGUCUCUAAGAUUGUUCAGGGAAUUCAUCACAAUCGAUAAAGUGCCUCCAAAGAACUGGGGAUUACUAUCCAAACUUGCAUUUUGGCUUUUGAUGGAAUUUAGGAUACAAUCUGUUUUCCUCCAUUUCUGCUAAUCUUUUUUUUCCUUUUUUUCCCUAUCUUAAAGUAUUAUACAUGGUAAUUGCCAAGAUUUGACUGGGUUAAGUAUAAUACCUUGUUUCUUUUAUUUUUUUAAUGGCUUUCCUUUAUAUGUGGAGAGAGAGAGAGGGAAAGAGAGACAGAGAUAGAGAGAGACAGAGAGAUAGGUGUGAGGUUUAUUUUCCCUUGGCUUUCACUGAAAGAGAAGCUGUACAAUAACCACAUUGACUGCUAUAAAAUGAUGAAAGACAGUCUAGGCUAGGAUGUGCACAAGAGGGAAAAAGCAUUAUUAGUGAGGCUAGGAGUCAAAAAUCAAAGAAAAGUCAGUAUUCUGACAGAGAAUAGAGCGUAAUCUGAUGUUUUCAGCAAGUUCCUAGUUCACGUUUAAUAGUUUAUGCAUUAUUUUAUUGACCCACCCAGUGCUCCAAAAUAUGUUCUCAAAUAUUUCUGCAUUUUAAUUGUACUAUAUGUGAAUCUUUGGGGGUCUUCCAUGAAAUGUGUUUUCCUCUUAGGUCAAAGGAUUGAUAAUUAAGUUCUCGUCUUAAAGAGUAUACCCUUUAGCAAUUAGAAUAGAAGUAACAUUUUAACAUACCGCCUUUUCUCUGUACUAUUAUGUUCUCUUAAAAUAUGUUACCAUUCAUUAGUCUUCAUCAGGAUAUUUACCUUUUUUGAAGUUUUGCCUAAAUUAGCCUUGAAAAUUACACUAUAACUGAGGUCAGCAUUGCUUUAUGACAAGGAAAGAACAAAUUCAUGGCCCUGGAGAGAUAAGGACAUAGAUCAAUCUUCUCCCUUACUGAAGGACUCCCUUUACCUUCUGUCUUCCCUGGGAUGUUGAUUCAUUAAUUAUUUCAUCCUCAUGUUCCUAAAUUUUCAAUCAAUACUUUUCUACAGUAUACUCUCCUCAGAGGAAGAAAGAGGAAAAGGAAUUAUUUGAGUGUUGAUCAUGGUCAUUGACAACUUUCUAUGUGAGAGAUUUCUUUUUCACAUCUCUUUCUGGUGUCUCUGAAAAUGUAAGCAUGGGUGUGUGUCAACCAAGCUCACUGUAGAGUCACUUUUAGCUUUUGCUAUAGUGGGAUGGGAUCAGUGGAGAGUCAAGAGCACAGCACCUAAUAUGGUGUAAUAGCACCCCACAUAAUCAUUUCAUAAUAUGGAUUUGUUGUAAUGAGAAUAAAUUAAUGAAUUCUUUUCAAACAAACUCACCAGAAAAUAUCACAUUCUCAGUAUGUCUUUUUGUUUGGCAGUUAACUGGCGCUGAAUUUUGUUCACCUUCAUCUAGAGAGACCAAGCAUUCAAGUGUGUGCAAACUGAGAGGGGUUUCCUGGGCUGCAGAACUUACAGUUUUAAAACUGGGAAAGUCCCACGCAAAUCAUGACCGUUGGUCCUACCUUCUUGCUGCUAUAGCUGCAUUUUGCUCUUCAGUUUUCUCUUCUUCGGUUUAAAAUGAAGGCCUUGGACUAAGUAGCAUCUAAAGGCUGUGCCAUUCUGUAAUUUUGUUUGGCCUCUCAUUGCUUAAGUUUUCUUAUAUGGGUACAGUAAGGAAAAUACCUACUUUACAGGAUUUUGUGACAAGUUUCUGAUUAUUAACAAAGACGUUUGUGGCACAUAAUAAUGACCAAUAAUAAUAGCUAACUCUUACACAGUGCUUGCUAUGUGCCAGACAUAGUUGUAAGUGAUUUUAAUUCCCACAGCAACCCUAUCCCCAUUUUAGAAAUAAACGGAUACAGGCAAUGAGAGAUUAAGUGGCUUACCCAAGAUCACAUAGCUAAGUAAGUGUCCGAGUUUGGAUUAGAACCUUCACAGUCUGGCCACAGAGACAAUGCUUUAAAGUAACUUGCCAUAUUGCCCAAUAAAUGUUAACUCCUACCCCCCUUUCCCAUACUUACACAGUCUAGCUAACCAAUCAUAGAUAAUAAUCAUCUCCACUUUCACAGUCUUUCCUAAAACAUCUUAAAAGAACCAUGAGAAUAUCUACAUUUGUUUUGCAAAUAGUCUGCAAACAUCCACAAACACCCCCCCCCCAACUUUCUAAAAACUAUUCUUCACUUUCUCUAAUUUUACCUCUUUCAAAGUUGGAACCUUGAUGAUAGAAGGAAAUCAAUCAACCUAUUCAGCAUAUUUCCUUCUUACCACAAUCUUGCAAAAUACCAGUCAGCUGUUAAGAUCAAAAGCACCUUACAGGACCUAUUCACAUCACUGCCCCAGGAAGCUCUUGGGCAUAUUGGAUAUCCACUCACAGAGCCAGCUGAUGGCUUGGCUCAGCUCCUAGUUGUGAGGUCAGCCUGUGUCCUCACCUCUUCAAGAUUGCAGCUCACCAGAGCCAAAGAUGCUGGGGGAUUUGGUAGUAGCUCUUUUUUUCCUGAUUUACAUUCAGGGGUUGGUGGGUUGGUGGGUAAUUCCAUCCUGGUUCUUGGCCUUAGGCAGUGAGCUUCCAUCUUGCUCACAGACACCACUGUUUGCUUCCAGUGCAGCAAAAGCCUGCUGCUUCAGCACAGAGACAAUUAUCCUUUUGUGUGUAUGUUGACCAUUCCUUUUUUAUUUUACCUUUUUAUAUUUUGCCAUCAUUGCUGUGUGUUUGGAGCACAGCAUGAGCUUACUGUAACAUCUUGAAUGGAAAUCUUUUCCAUAUCGAUAUGAUUCUUCCCUCAUUCCCUAAAUUGCGUUUGCAAAGUAUGACUGCACACUUUCUUGAUGGAUCAGGCUCAUCGCUAUCAUGUCUGUUUUUGUGCCAGACUAUGAAACAGUAUAAAGUCUUAGCUUGAUUAACGGAAUCCAAGCUUCCUUUCUCGAAAAAACUAAUCAAACAUCUCUUACAAUUGUGAUACAUUGUCUUAAGCCAUGUAGGUGUGUAUUAUAUUGAUUAAUAGUGGUGUUCUAACUUACUUUCUAUGUGGGUGGAUAAGCAUGGUAAUUUAUCGUGUGCACAAGUGAAGAUCGCAAGGGUCAAUGCUAUGCAAACCUUUGAAGGCUUUUCUCUGUUAGCCCCAUCAUUUAUCUACGGUCUACCCUUUGCCCCAUUGAUAAUGGUUAACUCCCUCCAAUUCAGGUACUCAGCGUCCUCUCACCUUCUGCUUUCUAGCUCCCUCUCUGAUACCUUGACUGAGGCAGCAUAGUGUUGU
Messenger RNA from Kogia breviceps (pygmy sperm whale), 5384 nucleotides. RefSeq names its product trimethyllysine hydroxylase, epsilon (gene TMLHE). Lineage: Eukaryota; Metazoa; Chordata; Mammalia; Artiodactyla; Physeteridae. The record is from RefSeq and is a predicted model, not a curated record. Gene Ontology annotation, cellular component: mitochondrion. Gene Ontology annotation, biological process: carnitine biosynthetic process. Gene Ontology annotation, molecular function: oxidoreductase activity.